Messenger RNA from Pan troglodytes (chimpanzee), 512 nucleotides. RefSeq names its product small ribosomal subunit protein uS8-like. The coding region runs from base 82 to 426 and encodes 114 amino acids. The transcript has a single exon. Gene Ontology annotation, cellular component: ribosome. Gene Ontology annotation, molecular function: structural constituent of ribosome. NCBI's taxonomy places the organism in Eukaryota, Metazoa, Chordata, Mammalia, Primates, Hominidae. The record is from RefSeq and is a predicted model, not a curated record. Gene Ontology annotation, biological process: translation.
UGUCUUUUAGAAAACUGACACCAAUAAAACUUUUAAAAAAUAGCUCUUCCACCGUCUUUCUGCACCGCCACGGUGGUGCGCAUGAAUGUCCUGGCUGAUGCUCUCAAGAGCAUCAACAAUGCCAAAAAGAGAGGCAAAAGCCAGGUGCUUAUUAGGCCGUGCUCCAAAGUCAUCGUCCGGUUUCUCACCGUGAUGAUGAAGCAUGGUUACAUUGGCAAAUUUGAAAUCACUGAUGAUCACAGAGCUGGGAAAAUUGUUGUGAACCUCACAGGCAGGCUAAACAAGUGUGGAGAGAUCAGCCCCAGAUUUGAUGUGCAACGCAAAGAUCUAGAAAAAUGGCAAAAUAAUCUGCUUCCAUCCCGCCAGUUUGGUUUCAUUGUACUGACAACCUCAGCUGGCAUCAUGGACCAUGAAGAAGCAAGAUGAAAACACACAGGAGGGAAAACCCUGGGAUUCUUUUUCUAGGGAUGUAAUACAUAUAUUUACAAAUAAAAUGCCUCGUGGAAAAAAAA